AUGGAGCAAGGGGAUCGCGUGAAGAAGCGCAUCCAACGUGAGCGAGUGCGGGUCACCAGGGCCUGCGAUCUCUGCAAAAGGCGAAAACUCCGCUGUACCGGUACUAAGCCAUGCUCACUCUGCGUGCAAUCAGGGCGGGAAUGCGAAUACACCGCCGACUACCACAGAGGCAAGGUGCCUUCAAUCCGCCACUUGUCAGAGCACGAAGGGAUUGAUGGCAGGACCUCAUCGCAUCAUGUGGAAACAAACAACCGCUCAAGAGAAGCUGAAGAUACUCAUAACCCCGACUAUUUUCACAUCACGCCAGAGAACCAACAGUCGUAUGCUGACGCGCAAUCCGGCCUCGAGGAUUCCGGGGGGCCUGCGGGAGCCAACAUGAAUAACCGCACUCCCCAGCGUCCACGUCCAACACCUCCACAAACCGUCGGUGACAAUGGGACUUUCAGCCUCGACAGAGAUUUCCGGAUCGAGACCCACGAUCUGGCUCGGUCUUCGCGCAACUCGCCGGAGCCGGCGCAGACUGACCUAGAGGGUCACUAUGUUGGUCCCUCGUCCGGUGUCUCGUUCCUAUUACGUGCUCUGAAGAAACUCCAUGAGAACGUCAGUCGUACAUCUCAGACUCAGAAUUCUUCUUCCAUCUUCAGCUUUGGCGAUGCUCCCCUUCCCCGCUAUGAUCCUUAUUUCCUCGUGCUUCCCACCCGACAAGAAGCCAGGGUCCUCGUUCGCCGCUACUUUGACUUUGCAUUCCCCACUCAUAGGUUUUUGCACCAGCAAACCGUCGAGAUGUGGCUCGAGGGAUUCUACGAUUCUAUCCAGCAUCCAAAACCAUUGGGAAGCGGAGAAAGAGAAAUCAGGGCUGUGCUCCUAAUGGUUCUGGCUCAGGUAAAACAGUAUACUGCUGCUGGAGACGAGUCUUCGAGCAACGCAAUUGACAGUGCUGCUUACUUCGGCGCCUCAGAGCAUCACCUAGCCUCCGAGACUGGUGGCAUUCGAUUAACAAGCAUACAGGCGCGGCUUUCCCAGUGCUUCUAUCUCUUGUCCCAGUCCCGAAUUAACCAUGCUUGGAGUCUGUUCGGCAGUGUUGCUCGCCUCGCAUCAGCUAUCGGACUACAUCGAAGGAAAAGACGAGACAUGGCUUCGGGAGUUGACAUGAUCGAGCAAGAGUGCAAGAAGCGGGUAUUCUGGAGCGCUUAUAGCCUUGACAACUAUCUCAGUGCUGCGUUAGGACGCCCCCGGAGCUUUCAUGAUGAAGAUAUCGACCAGGAACUCCCUGCUUGCGCCAAUGAUUCUGAGAUCACCAGGUCAAAGAUCCUGCCGCCUCCUACGAAUGCGCAGAGUAUUAUGCUGGCACCAGUCUGCCAUGCCAAGCUUUCCAAAAUCAUCAGUGGGAUCUUGAGAGAUCUCUAUGGCAUCAAAAAGAUGAGCCUUGAGGCUUUGGUGGAAGCCGUUGCGCGAUAUGACGGCCGCCUGACAGAAUGGCGGAGCGAGAUCUCCGGCUUCCUCGAUCUUCCCAACGCCGAUCUCAUGGUCGUUGUUUACCAACGACAGUACACGGUCUUGAAUCUUGCAUAUUGCCAUGCCGUGAUUUUGCUCCAUCGCCCCUUUUUGCUGAGAAGGUCGGCGUCUUCAUCGAGUGUCGGGGUCGGUCAAAUGGAGUCACUUCAGACAAAGAUCAACUCUAGCAUUCAAAAGUGCUUACAGGCUGCCUGCAAGAUCAUCUCUAUUCUGCGUGAACUGACUGAGAAGAAUCGAAUGUAUCAUGCAUUUUGGUUUACCCAUUACUAUGUAUUCUCCGCGAUCGUGAUCCUAUAUGUCUACGUUAUACAAAACCACUCUAAAGCAGCUGAUGUUUGGAAACCAUAUCUGGAACUGGGUCAACAGGGUCAACGGGAUCUGUCUGCUUGUGGCACAGGGGUGUCCUUUGCCCAAAGAUAUGUGGUUGUCCUAAGCGAACUUCAAAACGAAGCUCAAAGGUUGAUUCAUAAAGAGCCUCGAUGGAAUCGUUGGACCAAUCGACCCCGGUCGGAAAAGCGUGUGGUACCUUCAGAUCAGCCAGCGUCGACUGACAGGCCAGCAUUGCAGGGAAACACCCCGUUGACACCAGAUAUCGUCCAACCACGCGGUCACGGGCAGCAGCAAGGCCUUGUUGAUGAUUUUCCCCUCCCACGGACUGGAGACCAGGACGCCGAAUAUAACGUCCUCCAGCAGUCAACGACCCCGUCCUUCCUUACAGAUCUCACGGAUUGGGCAGAGUUUGAUUCACUUGCAAUGGCCGGGCUAGGGGAACUUGAACUCUUAUGGUCGACUGAGCGCCUUGACACGGUCGCCUCCCAAGCUGGAGCUCUGGAGCCUGCAAUGGAUUGGAGCGGCAUGCCUCUCCGCCCAAAUCAAUGCUGA
Molecule: messenger RNA, 2397 nt
Organism: Capronia coronata CBS 617.96
Lineage: Eukaryota; Fungi; Ascomycota; Eurotiomycetes; Chaetothyriales; Herpotrichiellaceae
Exons: 6
Coding region: 1-2397 (798 amino acids)
Biological process (GO): positive regulation of transcription by RNA polymerase II; DNA-templated transcription
Cellular component (GO): nucleus
Molecular function (GO): zinc ion binding; sequence-specific DNA binding; DNA-binding transcription factor activity, RNA polymerase II-specific
Source: RefSeq, a predicted model, not a curated record